AUGUCUCAUAAUCCACCUUCGUUCCUUCUACCUUACCUCGACAAGUACCCUAUACAAGCAAGUGCAUUGUUAACUACCAUAUACGAUUUGACCUUGUCCGUAGGAUGGACAGACACCAGGCUACUAGAACUUGGCGGAUGGGUAGCUUUGAUAGGACAUAAAACCAAGUCCGACCCUCUAAGAGCCGUCAUACCACUUCCAAUACAUACCACCUCCCUUAAACCCUCCUCUCUAAAAUCAAUAUUCAACGCUUUAUCUUCCCUUUCUCUCGAGAAUUUACCUGAACCAUUUGAGAAAUUGGCUCCUACGAUGGACGAUUUGAAACUGACCAUCCAUCAACAAUCCAGUACGAAUGAGAUUCCGGAUGAUCAAACUGUACAAGCAGAAGAAGGCUCGAUACUAGAUCAAGAAACCAUAUACACUUCGAUCGUCACACCUGACUCUACGGUGGUAUAUUACAAAAUCUCUAAAGGGAUCAAGAAACCCAAUGAUAUACCUGAUGAGUAG
Messenger RNA from Kwoniella botswanensis, 507 nucleotides. RefSeq lists its product as uncharacterized. The transcript has 3 exons. The coding region runs from base 1 to 507 and encodes 168 amino acids. Gene Ontology annotation, cellular component: tRNA-intron endonuclease complex. The record is from RefSeq and is a predicted model, not a curated record. Gene Ontology annotation, molecular function: tRNA-intron lyase activity; nucleic acid binding. Lineage: Eukaryota; Fungi; Basidiomycota; Tremellomycetes; Tremellales; Cryptococcaceae. Gene Ontology annotation, biological process: tRNA splicing, via endonucleolytic cleavage and ligation; tRNA-type intron splice site recognition and cleavage.